Messenger RNA from Penicillium olsonii, 993 nucleotides. Lineage: Eukaryota; Fungi; Ascomycota; Eurotiomycetes; Eurotiales; Aspergillaceae. The record is from the annotation of a GenBank genome assembly.
AUGUUUUUCUUCGGGAUUGUCGCCCUCCUCGCGGUGCCGACCCCUGCUUUCGGGGUCACCUCCAGUCUGCAGAGCAUUCUCAGGAAUACCCACGGCAGCAAGGAUUAUGGGUAUCCAACUGAUUUGACAAGGGAUUUGUUGCCUGUAAGUCUCUGCAUGAUAUUUUAUCUUGAGUCCCUCGAGAGUACCCAGACGCGAACGUUGUUAACACUGGAAUCGCGGGUCGAUUAUUGGCGAGAUGAGCCUUUCUAUACUGGCCUCUCGCACGGCUGCACAUCUACCGAAGCAGAUGUCUGGCUUUAUAACGGUACUCUUUAUGUUGGACAUGAUCAAUCCGCUCUCACAGCCUCGAGGACACUUGAAUCCUUGUAUAUCAAUCCAAUUCUAGAUGUUUUGGAGCGGCAGAACCCGGAAAGUCCGUUUGUGUCGAAGCCAACGAAGAACGGUGUCUGGGAUACCGACACUGAACAAACGUUGUAUUUCUUCAUCGACGUAAAAACAUCAGGGGUCGAAACCUUCAAAGCCGUCAUUGCCGCUUUGGAGCCUCUUCGGGAGAAGGGCUAUCUGACCACCGUGAAGGAUGGCAAAACUAUCACCAACGGACCUGUCACUGUCAUCGGCACCGGGGAAACCCCACUGGAUCUGGUCGCACCAGUCAAAGACCGCGACUACUUUUUCGAUGCACCCCUCGCAGAGCUCACCGAUGCCAAGUAUGCGGACAUCACGGGGAUCGUUUCGCCAGUCGCAUCGACCGAUUUCCAAAAGGCCGUUGGCAAGAUCACAAGAGACACAGACCCGAUCCUCGGAGAUGCUCAACUUCAGACUCUGCGCGACCAAAUCUCGACAGCGAAUGAGCGGGGCAUUGGGGCUAGAUAUUGGAAUACCCCGUACUUCCCGAUUCGAGCCCGAAACCUAGUCUGGAGGACUCUCCUACGGGAAGGUGUCAUCCUGCUUAACGCCGAUGACCUAGAUGCUGUCACUGCACUCUUCUAA